UCCCGCAGCAAGAUGGCUGCGCCCGUGCGGGCCUGAGCGCGGUGCCAACCGCAGGCUUUGUUCCCGCAGCCGCCGCGCUUAGGGCACGGCGGUGCCAGCCGGGCGGGCACCCAUGCGCUGAGGGCGCUGCUGGGCUGGGCGCUGCUGCCCUCCCGGCCGGCUGCUGGGCUGCGCUCGGCUCUUGGCUGGGCUCAGGGCUCACGCAGGGUUUUUGGGGGGUUUUUUGAUCCCCUCCCCCCCUAUUUAAAAGCCCAACCCGGGAGGUUUGCGAGCCUCUGCCCCAGAGCCUAUGGCAGCCUUUGCAUGUCGGACCAAGAGUGUGGUCAUAGAGCUUCUUACUAAGUUAGAUGUAGAGGCUGCUCUCCCACGGCACGUUUCGGUCCCGCCAUAGCGUUUGGUUUCCAGGCUGGCGCAGUAUGGUGCCCCCGGGGAAGAAACCUGCAGGGGAGACCUCCAAUUCCAAUAAAAAGUGCAAACGAUAUUUCAAUGAGCACUGGAAGGAGGAGUUCACCUGGCUGGAGUUUGACUAUGAGAGGAAGCUCAUGUUUUGCGCCGAGUGCCGGCAGGCGCUGGUGAAGAACAAGCACGGUAAGGCCGAGAACGCCUUUACCGUAGGCACCGACAACUUCCAGCGCCAUGCCCUGCUGCGCCACGUCACCUCCGGUGCCCACCGGCAGGCGCUGGCCGUGAACUGGGAGCAGCUGGCGUUCGAGACCCGCGUCCACGGCCACCACCCGGAGCUGCGCUCGGUGAUCAAGGUGGAGGUGAACCCGGCGAAGGUGGCCGUGCUCACCACCGUCUACUGGAUGGCGAAGGAGGAGAUCCCGGAGGAGAAGUGCUCCUCUUUGCUCGACUUUCAGAAGUUCAACCUGUGCCAGGCGCUGCUGGCCCCCGAGCACAGUGACUUCUACCAGCCUGGUAGCAUCGGGGAGAUGCAGGCAGCCAUCGCCAAGGUCCUGCACAACGAGGACAGGCACAGGAUCAAAGCCUCUCCGUUCGUUGGGCUGGUGGUGGACGAGAUGGUGGACGUCCUGCAGCACCGCAGCCUCGCCAUGUUCACCACCACCGUCUCCCCCUGCAACGGGCAGACCAGCGCCACCUUCCUGGGGAGCUUCGAGCUGCCCACUGGGGAGGCCUGCACGGUGGCGGGCAAGGUGGGCGAGGUGAUGCACGCCUUUGGCAUCCCCACCAUGAAGAUCACCUGGCUCAGCGCCAACAGUGCCUCGCUGCUGGCUGAGCGGCCGAGCGGGGCGGGCACUGCGCUGACCUCCCUGUGCCCGCUGCUGACGGAGCUGCCCUGCCUGUCUCAUGGCAGCUCCCUGCUGCCCGCCCACGGCAUCGUCAGCAUCGAGUACCUCCAGAAGUACGAGACCACCCUGGACGCUGUGUACAGGCUCUCUUCCAGCUUCAGGGGGGGAAGCAGUGGCCUGCAGGAGCUGCAGAGUGUCCUGGACCUCUGUGAGAUAGACCUUGGGAGCCCCAAAGCCAUCCCCUGGACUUCUCUUUUCCCAGCCGUGGAAGCCAUCGAUGUCUCCUGGCCCACGCUAGUGCCGCUGCUGCAGAGCGAGGCGGAGCGGUCGCCUGUGGCUCUUGGCCUCUGUGAAGAGCUCAAGAAGUUCCAAUUUGUGGCCUUCACCAAGAUCCUCCUGGAUGUCCUCCCCAUCUUCCAGAAGCUCAGCCACUUCUUCCAGAUCGAGGACUUGGACCUCUCUGUGCUGAAGCCCAUUGUCUGCACCACGGCCACCACCCUGCAGGCCCAGAAGAGCACCAGCGGGCAGAACCUGCGGGAGUUCCUCAGUGAGCUGCAGGAGCAGCCGCAGGGCGAGCAGGAGGGCGAGAGUCGCCUCUACUACAAGGGCGUGGAGCUGGCCAACUGCUCCAAGGGGCACCUGAAGCACUUUGAGCACCUGAAGGAGAGCUACCUGGAAAGCGUGAGAGGCAACCUGCUGGACAGGUUCCCCAGCAGCGUCCUGGAGGCCGUCAGCUCCUUCUCGGCCAUCUUCAACCCCAAGUGCUACCCCCAGUCUUUGGAGGACAUUGGCAGCUACGGCGUCAGCGAGCUCAAUUUCCUGCUGCAGGCUUACUCGCGGGUGGUGGUGAGCGAGAGAGCCCUCAGCGACUUCCCCCUCUUCAAGCGGAUCGUCUUCAGCCUCGGGCAGCUCUCCUUCCAGGACCUCUGCGGCAAGCUGGUCUACAGCAGCUCCGAGAUGCAUGAGCUCUUCCCGGACUUCGCCGUGCUCGCCGCCAUCGCCCUGGCGCUGCCGCUGGGCUCGGUGCUGUCCGAGAAGAUCAGCCGGGGCCGGGAGCUGCUGCGGCGCGGCCGCUCGGGACGCACGGGGACCCAGAAGCUCUCCGACCUGGUGAAGAUCGCCGUGGACGGGCCGGCCCUCAGCGAUUUCGACUUCGCCUUGGCCAUCGAGUACUAUGAGAGCAUGAGGGAGUCCGGCUUCGUCGUGGCGCAAGUGAAGUGAACGGUGCUGGCGACGGCAGAGCCCUGCGGGCAGGGAGCCGAGUCCUGCGGGCAGCCACGGGUUUGAUGCCCGUCGCUGGUCUUUCCCCAUCGCUGCUUACCACCGGGACAGGCAGGCUGCUGGGGGAUGGUGACCUCCUCCGUGCUGAGGAGAGGAACAAAGAUCCUUAACGAAGCCAGGCUGGUCCCGUGCCCUACCCUCCCUCGCCCCCCAGACAUCCAACAGUUCUUGGGGCUGCUGAGUGCCCAGAUAGUGACGAGAAGCUUCCCGAGGGUUUGCUCUUCCUGAGUCUCAGGGAGCUGAAGGCAAAUCCCCUCCAGUGCUGCACUCCCUUCACACAGCAGUGCCCAGCAGCUUCAUGCCCUCGUCUGCAGAAACGUCUGAUGAGUGCUGCCUCGGAGCCUGCAGAGGAAUGCGGCAAAGGCAGCACAUCCUCCUAGCCCCGUUCACGCCCUGGGUGCCCGCUGAGGCCGUGCUGGUUCUCCUUGUGCCCAGCAGGGAGUAUUUUUAGCCAUGGCAUCAAGUCAGGAUCAUUUCAAGAGCAAGAGGUUCAGGGAACGAUGCUGCAAGCGCAGAGGCUGCGCAGUGCUGGCGUGCAGCAGGUGUGCAGGUGUGGCUGUGUGUAUUUAUACAAAGCUAUAUAAAUAUCUAUUGCAGAGCUCUGUCCUCCUCUGCCUGCACUCUGAAGUGCAGAGAUUUCGGAAGGGACGUUGCUUUGGUUUUUUGCAGUGGCAGAAUAAAUCAUAAGCAGGGUCCAAAACCAA
This is a messenger RNA of Pogoniulus pusillus (Red-fronted tinkerbird), 3235 nucleotides long. It is a transcript of the gene C40H17orf113, whose product is annotated as chromosome 40 C17orf113 homolog. The transcript has 3 exons. Lineage: Eukaryota; Metazoa; Chordata; Aves; Piciformes; Lybiidae. The coding region runs from base 417 to 2471 and encodes 684 amino acids. The record is from RefSeq and is a predicted model, not a curated record.